Neocloeon triangulifer is the source of this 2114-nucleotide messenger RNA. RefSeq names its product protein yellow-like. Lineage: Eukaryota; Metazoa; Arthropoda; Insecta; Ephemeroptera; Baetidae. The record is from RefSeq and is a predicted model, not a curated record. The transcript has 5 exons. Gene Ontology annotation, cellular component: extracellular region. The coding region runs from base 22 to 1380 and encodes 452 amino acids.
CAUACGCAGUGUGCGUCUAAUAUGUGCCUGAAGAUCACCGUAUUUGUGCUUGCUGCGUUUGUGCUGCUCGGGGCCCAUGGCUAUCGUAGGGAUGAUAAGCAAUAUUACCAUCAGCAGGGGCAAUGGAGGCCCACAGUAACCCCGGCAAACAGUCACCACAAUCCCAAUGCUGGGUUCCGGGAACUUUUUAACUGGAAACAGCUCGAUUUUCGUUUUCCCAAUGAACAAAUACGCAGACAGGCUAUACAAUCUGGCGCCUUCGUACAGAUCAAUUCUUCCAUGCCUCUUUCAUUACAGGCAGACGAGCGGCGCCUGUUUGUUUCUGUCCCUCGGUGGCGCCAGGGCGUGCCAUCCACCCUGAACUCUUUACCACUUCCGACAGACCUAUCAAACGCACCAACUCUGUCUUCCCCUAAAUUGGAGCCGUACCCUAGCAUUGAACUCAACGUGCAAGGCAAUUGCGAAGGGGUGACGUCCGUUUUCAGAAUGUCCGUCGACGAAUGCAAGAGGCUGUGGGUCGUGGACACAGGAAAGGUUGGCGCACAACAGAUUUGCCCCCCGCAAAUUGUUGCAUUUGAUCUUCUCACAGAUACUAUUAUCUACAGACACCGCUUUUCAGAGAGUGUUUUGCGAUGCAAUUCUCAGCCAACCAACAUUGCUGUCGAGUACAAAAACGCAAAUCAAUGCGGGAGGAAAGAAAAACCAGACGCGUACCUCUUCGUGACUGACACCGCCGCGUACGCAAUUAUCGUAAUUGACACAUCCACAGAGAGGUCAUGGCGGGUCACAGAUAAGACCAUGUACCCCGCACCUGAGGCAGGCACAUUUAACGUGGCCGGUGUUCAAUUCGAACUAAUGGACGGAAUCGUGGGCUUGGCUUUGGGCCCACCUCAGGGUUUUAAUGGAGAACGGAAACUUUUCUACAACCCCAUGUCAUCUCUGCAACAUUUUUGGGUACACACUUCAGCUUUGAAAGAGCAAAACGCGACUCGAAGAUCGCCGCAGAUUUUCUUUUCGGGCAAAUCAAAGCGCACGUCGCAGUCUGCUGGCUGCGGAAUCGACUCGCGAGGUGUUCUUUUCUUUGGACUCGUGAAUCAAAAUGCUCUCGCCUGUUGGGACUCCUCAAAACUGUACGACCAGCAAAACAUUGCUGUUCUGAAACGUGACGAUGAAACCCUUCAGUUUCUCUCCACGGUAGUGGUUGAUAAGCAAGACAGGAUUUGGGCACUUUCUACGCGCUUCCACCGUUUCUUCACAAGCAACUUGAAUCCGGCAGAAAUUAAUUUUCGCGUAUUCACAGCCUCUGCUUUAACUUCAGUGCGCAACACGCCUUGUUACAUUCCCACAUUAGGAGAAUCGCAGGUGCGCGGACGACCAUAAGAUUAAAUUUAGAAACAAAUACAAGAUUAUUUACUCUAUAAUUUAAAGUUAACCUUCAAGGUGAAUGAAUGAAAAUUUUGAACCAGUCAUAUUAUUAUUUAAAAUAUUUGUAAAUUUUUUUGCUUUCUGUUGACCUAGCUCUAAUUUUUUCAACAAAAAUUUUAUUAAACGUUUACAAUUUAUUUUUUAAUUACAAAACUAAAUUAAAUUAAUUUAUUUUUAAAUUAUAAAACGGAUAUUCUUAAACUCUAUAAAAAUAUUUACCAAAUUUGUUAGUAUAAAAAAGUAAAAAGAAACAAAGGACUUCCAAAAGCUUUAAUCCUUGUCAAAUAAUUCAAUCAUAGUUUUAAAUUUUUGGCCCUUCGGCCCUUCAAUCUAAUACAAUCUCGCGCAAAAUUAUCAUUAAAAAAUGACCAUUUCAUUAAAUUGAUUACAAUUUUAAAUUCCUCUGCACAACAUCCAAACCCUGUCUUCUCUUUUUUUUUCCAAUUUAAAAUUUUUGUAUUGACCGAGAAGAAUAAGUAAUAAUAAUAAUAAAUUCUGCAAGUUAAUUAAUUAAAAUUAAAGGGAAAGGUUUCAUAAUCUCACAUAAUAUUUUUGAAGGUUGAUUAGAAUAAUUUCAUUUAUUUGUUAAAUCGUUUGGAUAUUAACAUUUUAUUUAAUAUAUUAAUAUAUCUUACGUAAAAUUUGGAAUAUUUAAUUUUCCUUGCAAUAAAUUUAAUAAAAAUAUCUUU